CACAAAUAUCGAUUCGAUCCAGCUCGAGUCUGAUGUCUCUUCUCUGUUCUCGCGCGGCGACAGAGCGCAUCUGUAAGCUUAUCUCCAAACCUAUCUAUCACGUAAAAACUGCACAGCCAUUCGCUUCACCAUUUCCCACCACGCCUCAUCCGCCAUGGCCGCCUCCUUCCUCCGCCCUCUCCUCCCUCCCAAACCUUUCCUCUCCACUCCCAAACCACAAGUCCCUAUCGCCCCCAUCACCGCCGUACGCUGCACCGCGGCGCCCAAACCGACCACCUCCACCCCCAAGCCUGCCCAGCAAGAAGGCAACCAGGAGCAAGAACCCACUCCCGACGAGGCCGACGCCAACCCCCACCGCAUCCCCGACGACGAGACCCCGCCGUCGGCGACUGCGACCACCUCCUUCUCGGUGGUCCGGCGCGUGCCGUCGGCCAUCUCGACGGACGGCCGCCUCCGUCGGACGGCGCUGACGCAGGAGGAGCCGCCCAACUACGAGAUCGGGUGGAAGCGCACCAAGAAUCUCCCCCUGGAGAAGCCCAAGGGGUGGGCCAUCGCCGACUUUCUGGAGAAGCUGGAGGGGCUGAUGGAGCGCGGGCGGUACGGGUCGGGCGCGCUGCUGGGCACGGUGGCGGGCGUGGUGACGGAGCGCGCCCGGGAGGAGGCGGAGAUCCUGAUGGCCGAGGGCGGCGUGGACGAGCGCGUGGCGACGGAGCUCUUCCGCGUGCUGCGGCUGGUGGAGAUGGACGUGGAGAUGGUCAAAGCCGCCGUCAAGGAGGAGACCGUCAAGGAGCGCGUCGAGACGGCGCGCGCGCGGUGCCGCCAGGCCAUCCUCGUCGCGCUCUCGCUGUGACCGUGGCUGCACGCACGCUUAGGGACGGGUGUAAUCACGUCUAAGUAUACUGCUAGCACUUAAUGCUGUGCAUAGAAAUUUUGUUAUCGAGUGGUGCAAUGAGGUCAGUCUACUCAAGCUGCAGCAAAUCUGAAUGUUCUGCACCGGUCAACUGUACGCCGGUUGUGUGUCAUUCUGCAAGAAGGCAGACAACAUGGCCGCAGACUCGAGCAGUCUAUGGUAGUGUCAUGGCCUGGUCGGGUCCACGAUCCCUCUGCAGAUGACGAGACGUGGCAGGUGGCACCAUCUUUUCUGAGGGUUGUAAACGAAUCAGGUACAAUUCAGGCUAACUGUACUUUGCAUUUGAUGCUAAAUAAACUAGCUCUGUUUUAUUGCUACUCCCUCUAGGUGCACCAUGAACAAGGUGGAGGAAAAAAAGAUAACUUAGGGCCUGCUUGGAUCCAAGGGACUAUUUUUAGUCUGACUAAAAAUAGUCUUUUUUAGAGGCUAAAGUUCCAAGCACCCCUGACUAAAGAGAGGCUAGAACUAGUCUUGAGGCUAAAACUUUUUAGUCACAUGAAACCUACUAAAAUAUGUAUUAGCCCUCUCUUUCCUCAUUUAAUUCCUCUCCUUUAGCACAUGCGAGUUCUGGAUUGGAUGAUUUGGAGGAUAAUAAAUGCUCAAUAACUUCAUUUUAGUCUCUUUAGUAUUUGGAUCCAAGCAUGGGUGAGGCUAGCAAGUUUUAGUCCCACUACUUUUAGUCAUGGGACUAAAACGUAUUCAAGCACCCUCUUAAUGUUCAUUUGCUAAUUAAUGAUAUUGCAUGCAAUAAAUUGACAAUUACA
Molecule: messenger RNA, 1674 nt
Organism: Triticum aestivum (bread wheat)
Lineage: Eukaryota; Viridiplantae; Streptophyta; Magnoliopsida; Poales; Poaceae
Exons: 1
Coding region: 155-850 (231 amino acids)
Source: RefSeq, a predicted model, not a curated record